This is a messenger RNA of Corythoichthys intestinalis (scribbled pipefish), 8826 nucleotides long. RefSeq names its product tetratricopeptide repeat domain 7B (gene ttc7b). Gene Ontology annotation, biological process: protein localization to plasma membrane; phosphatidylinositol phosphate biosynthetic process. The transcript is spliced from 23 exons. Gene Ontology annotation, cellular component: plasma membrane. NCBI's taxonomy places the organism in Eukaryota, Metazoa, Chordata, Actinopteri, Syngnathiformes, Syngnathidae. Bases 390 to 3236 code for a protein of 948 amino acids. The record is from RefSeq and is a predicted model, not a curated record. Gene Ontology annotation, molecular function: protein binding.
ACACCCGCAAGUAAUAAAAAUCAACCAGUUGUUUUUUCUUUGAAAAUAAUAAUUGUUAGUAUUGUUAGUUAUUGUUUCGGAGCUACUUAACUAUCAUAGGAAUAGCUAGUGUUGUUGCAUGUGAUUUUCUGUACAAUAUGGGCUUUAAUUAUUAUUAUUUUAACCAGCUUAUACUUAUUAAUUGCGGAUGCCCCAACGCCUGCUAUGCUAUGAGCACGUGAGGGAAAACCGCAGCCAAAAAGUUGUUGGAGUGGUGUGUGUAAAACGAGAACACGUCACAUUUAUUUUGAAAGAAAUAACCGGAAGCUCAGUUGCAUGCUCGUAUUUUGGCUGCUGUACGUCAAAGCGAUUCUUCAGUGUUUUGGUGCAAGCCGAAGGCGCUCGCCAAAAUGACAGCGAAGAAGUCUGGCUCACGACUGGAGACUGAGAUUGAGCGGUGUCGUUCCGAGGCCCAAUGGGAUAAAAUACCGGAGUUGGUUCGGCAACUUUCAGCUAAAUUGAUAUCAAACGAUGAUCUUGGAGAGCUGUUGUUGGGGGAAUGCAAGCUUCUGACAUACCUAAAGGAGAAUCCAAUCAAACAGGGCGCGAGUCCGAGGGGCCCACGACCAAAACUAGUGGAGGUCAGGAAGCACCUCACUGCUGCCCUGGACAGAGGAAACCUCAAGGCUGAUUACCUCCAGGAAGCAAGUCUUCUCAUGGCCAAACUUAGUUAUGUUGAGGCAGAAUACACAGACGCUUUAGGUCACUAUAACAGGGUAAAUUUGGACGACAUGCAGCUGGCGGGAGCCCCAGUUUAUAGGCUGUCUAUGAUAGCGGAAGCCUAUGCAACUAAAGGCUUGUGUCUAGAGAAAGUCCCAGCACCUUCUCCGCUGCUUUCCAAUAAGAAAGGCAGUUCUCCCUCCACCGAUCGGAACACAUCUGAGCGGGAGCAGGAAAUCAUUACCUGCUAUGAAAAGUCUGGAGACAUUGCUUUGCUGUACUUGCAAGAGGCUGAAAAGGCUUUGUCAGCUGGAAUUCAGAAUCGCAGCCCAAAGCCUGGUCCAGCUUCCCAGGACCAGGAACUGGGUUACUUCCUUGAGACUGGUCUACAGAGAGCCCAUGUCAUCCAUUUUAAGAAUGGAAACCUGACUCAAGGUGUUGGGCGAUUUCGAGAAAUUCUUCGAGCUGUUGAGACGAGGACAACACAGAACCUGCGCAUGACCAUAGCGAGACAGCUAGCAGAGAUCUUGCUGCGAGGAAUGUGUGAACAGAGUUACUGGUCUCCUGUGGAAGACCCACCUACUGUGUCGCCGCUGGACGAUCCCUCGCGACAAGGACACGUCCAAAGCAAGAAGUACAGCUUAAGCCGACGCCCACGAGUAUACUCGGGAGAGAAUAUUUUUUGCCCUCAGGAGAAUACAGAAGAAGCUUUAUUGUUGCUCCUCAUCAGUGAGUCCAUGGCCAACCGUGACGCUGUCCUAAGUAGGAUUCCGGAACAUAACAAUGAUCGAAUCAUCAGUUUGCAGUCAGCAUCUGUGGUGUACGACCUGCUGACUAUAGCUUUAGGCAGGAGGGGGCAGUAUGAGAUGCUGUCUGAGUGUUUGGAACGAGCUAUGAAGUUUGCCUUUGAGGAGUUCCACUUGUGGUACCAGCUUGCACUCUCUUUGAUGGCUGCUGGGAAAUCUGCUCGUGCGGUAAAAGUUCUGAAGGAGUGCAUCCGCCUUAAGCCAGAUGACCCCACCAUCCCGCUGUUAGCCGUCAAACUGUGUAUCGGACCCCUGCACUGGUUGGAUGAAGGGGAGUGCUUUGCCAAAAUGGUGAUUGACAUGGGAGAAAAUGCAGCUGAAUUUAGAGCAAAAGGCUACUUAGCAAUUGGACUUGUUUACAGCCUCAAAGCCACAGAUGCAUCAUUGCGAAGCACACAAGAGGAGUAUCAGAGGAAAGCUUUAGGGGCCUUCCAGAGAGCUCAGAGUUUGUCGCCAACAGACCAUCUAGCAGCCUUCUACCUUGCACUGCAGCUUGCUGUGUCCAGACAGAUUCCGGAGGCGCUAGGCUACGUUCGACAGGCUUUGCAGCUUCAAGGGGAUGACGUUCACUCCCUUCACCUGCUGGCCUUGCUGCUCUCAGCUCAGAAACACUACCAGGAUGGUCUUAAUAUUAUAGAAAUGGCCCUCUCUGAAUAUCCAGAGAACUUCAACUUGCUCUAUACAAAAGUGAAGUUGGAGAGCAUGUGCAGAGGAUCAGAAGAAGCUUUGCUCACCUGCAAACAUAUGCUGCAGAUAUGGAAGAGCUUUUACAACCUUACAAAUCCAAGUGAUUCCGGGCGUGGGAGCAGUUUGUUGGAUAGAGCUGUAGCGGACCGACGACAACUCAACGCCAUGACAUUGCCAGACUUCAGUGACCCAGAUACUGCCUCAGGUUCCUCCUCCUCUCACACUGGUUCGGAACCAGUAUCCCCCACUUCCCCCUCCAGCGUAUCCACGCUGUCCUCUCCACUCUCCUGCCCUUCUUCUCCAGUUUUCAUCCUUCAGCCUCCACCCAAAAAAUCAUCCUUCUUGCCUCCUCCUCCCUUGAUGAACACCAAAGCCGCAACUCACUCCUUUAGCAACCACGUCACUCUUCGCCGGCUUUCCUCCAACUGCGGCCCUCAGGACGCUAACACGCUUGGUUUUUCUUCCAUGUUUUCUGUUUGUUCUGUGCAUGCUACAUCGAUAGCAGCAAGUCGUGUGGAGCAAGCAUUGUCUGAGGUGGCCUCCUCCCUUCAGAGUAGCGCCCCCAAGCACGGACCUCUGCACCCCUGGAUGACUCUGGCUCAGAUCUGGCUGCAUGCAGCCGAGGUAUACAUCGGCAUGUCGAAGCCUGCCGAGGCUUCAGCCUGCACUCAAGAAGCUUCCAACCUCUUUCCCACAUCCCAUAAUGUCCUCUUCAUGAGGGGGCAGAUCGCCGAGCUCAGGGGCAACAUAGAUGAGGCCAAGCGCUGGUAUGAAGAAGCCCUGUCCAUCAACCCGACCCAUGUCAAAACCAUGCAGAGACUGGGUCUUAUUCUGUAUCAGCUUCAACGCUACAGUCUGUCAGAAAAGGUUCUGAGGGAUGCAGUGCAGGUCAACAGUACGGCGCACGAUGUGUGGAACAGCCUCGGCGAGGUGUUGCAAGCACAAGGGAACGCCGCCGCUGCCACUGAGUGUUUCCUCACCGCUUUGGAGUUGGAGGCCAGCAGCCCCAUCCUCCCCUUCACUAUCAUUCCUAGAGCACUAUGAGACACAUAGACAUACUAUUGGACAGGAGUAAAAAAUGUGAAGAACGCAUCCAUUGCAUUCCUGCAUGACACUUAUGGUGUUGCUGUAACCCACCCACCACCUAACCCAGCACAACAGGUGAUGCUGUUUUGCCAUGGGCGGGUAUGUACGUUGAAUUUUGACUGACAUUUCCUCCAUGAAGUCGAAUAAUUUACUCUGUUUCUGUCAUUCACAUCCUCUAGUAACUGAGGGGCCGUUUACACGACAGCGGUAACAGGGAAAAUGUUGCAAAAAAUAAAAGUUUUCCAGAUGUCCAUAUCGUUUAGAGACAGCAUUUUGGAGGGCUGAAACUGCUAAAAUCGUUCAAAAAAAAAAAAAAAAAACUUCCAGAGUGGAAAUCUUGAUGCUUCACUCUGUCGUCGCUGUCUAUGUCUGCGGUUUGCAAGAUGAGGGCGCAUCUGGCCAUCUGUCACAACUAGGGUUGUUCGGAUCAUGUUUUUUUGCUCCCGAUCCGAUCCCGAUCGUUUUAGUUUGAGUAUCUGCCAAUCCCGAUAUUUCCCGAUCCGAUUGCUUUUUUUUGCUCCCGAUUAAAUUCCAAUCAUUCCCGAUAAUUUUUCCCGAUCAUAUACAUUUUGGCAAUGCAUUAAUAAAAAAAUGAAUAAAACUCGGACGAAUAUAUACAUUCAACAUACAGUACACAAGUACUGUAUUUGUUUAUUAUGACAAUAAAUCCUCAAGGCAUUUACAUUACUUUUUGUGAGAGGGAUCCACGGAAAGAAAGACUUGUGACUUUGUAUAUUGUGACUAAAUAUUGCCAUCUAGUGUAUUUGUUGAGCUUUCAGUAAAUGAUACUGUAGCCAUGCCCCAAUACAUGAUGGCAAGUUGAACCAUGACUGUGUGUAGUGCUACCAAUUGAUAUAUCUUCCCUGCGUUGGGAAAUAAAAUAAGGUGUUGAGAAAAAGAUCAAUUGCUACCUUGCUUCCCCACAUUGCUUCCCAUGAUAUUUCUAAUCGUAGGGAGAGGGAUUGUAAGGCUUUAGUCAAUUUAAAUAAGCCUCCAAAGGCUGCCAAAAUUCACUCCACUCAUUUUAUGCUGCCUUUUAUCUCUCUAUAUAGGUAAAAUGGCGCCAUUACAGAUUGAGCGUGACAAUGCAUGAGUGGGUCGUGCAACGCAUGCAUUAAUUGUGUAAAAUAUAUUUCUUUUUAAUCAAAAUCUCUUUAUUUUUCACAAUAGUAGUGCGUUGGUUUCCAGUGUAAAAUAUUUUAACGUGAUACAUUUUUUAAAAAACGUAUUACCGCCGUUAUCGGGACAAAUUUGAUAACACUACUUUAAGCCUAAACUAAAGACUCUGGAUGAGUGUAACAUAUUAUGUCUGUAACAUUAAAUACAAUUAGAAAACGAUUUAAUUUAAAAAUAUAUAUUAAAAAAAAGGCAUGACCGAUAAUUUUUUGCCGAUUUCGAUACUUUGAAAAUGACGUGAUCUAGUCACAACAAAAAAAUCAUUGGCCAGAUAGCUAGCUCGCGCUAAUAACCUCGUUGACUGGUGUGCUUCAGGUUGGGUUAAGCAUCAGUGUUGUUAAUUUUACUUUUAAAAAAUUAGUUACAAAUUACUUCUCCCAAAAAGGAAUUUAAUAACUCAAAUUACCUCAACUUGAGAAUUAGUUACUGACGUUGCUUUUCAUGUUCUAAACGUUAUUAUAUGAGCCAUUCUUUAACAUCUUUCACAUCAAAUAUGUUAAUAUUUUUCAAUAUGCAAGUGAAGCUGUGAAUUUCUUCCCCCUUUUCCUCCCCCUCUUGUUUUGAUUUAAAAAAAAAAAAAAAAAAACAUCACGCAAUGCAUCAUUCAAAUACGUCAUUCAAGAAAAGUGUUUAGGCCAAUUGACUUUUUGGGAAUUAAAAACAAAAACAUUGUUAUUAUUUAGAGGAGUGCAAAAUUUCCGAUUCUUAGAUUAUUCGCGAUUCGGCCGUGGAAGAUUCGAGAACGAUUCACAAACAUCCAAAUUCCAAUUAUUGAAUUAUACCAGGUAAAGCGGAGAUAAAACACAGUCAGCGCGGUCUUCGGGACGCAAUGAGGAACGGACCGACAGUAAAUAUCAUGUGCAGCUAAUGCCGCUAGGUAAAAAAAAACAAUAAUACCUGACUGCGGCCGUCAGCCGCUACAAACAGCUCCCAGUUGCUAGUCGCUACAAACAUACGGCAGCAUACGGCUAUGGUAGAUAUCACAUAUAUCUAGACUAGAUGUGAAUUGACACUUUCCCGCGCUAGAAAACAGGCUCCAUCUUAAAGCAGUAGACUUCUCUAGAAGGCUCUGUUGUAGAGAACCUAAUUACUUUUUAUCUAAAAUACCCCUAAAUCGGCAAAGUCUUGACUUGGAUCUAUCUUUAAAUGAUGAAACAGUUUUAAAACAUUCACAUGUCGAAAGUAGAUGUGAGGGAAAUGAUGGAAUAACGGGCGGGAUUUUAACUUUAACGGUUCAUUCACAACAUUAAAUUAAUUGAAUAUAGUUUAAAGCUUCUGAUACAGAAUAGGGACUUGAGUAUUUUUUUAUUUACUGUUUUAAAACUGUAACUUUAAACUGUUUUUAACGGUAACUUGAUAAUAAAAUCGUAGUUUGGUUUUUUUAGCCUGAGAGGAUUUUUGAACAAUUUUGGAACAAAUAUACAAAACUUUUUUUUUUUUUUAAAUGGGGACGGGGGGGGGGCAUCAAUAAUCGAUUUAUAAUUGAAUCUGAGUCUCUGAAUCGUAAUCGAAUCGUUAGGUGCCCAAAGAUUCCCACCUCUAGUUAUUAUAUUGUAGCAUCUACAAGGACAACACCCACUAGGUGAUGAACAGGAAAAAAGUUCAUUAUUUUCAAUGAAUUGUACCCACCUGAACGCCGCGAACUGUUGCCCGGGUGUUUAAGACAGGGGUCUCCAAACUGGUCCUCGAGGGCCGCUAUGGGUCCUGGUUUUUGUUCAUACCGAUCAAGCACAGACCUUUUAACCAAUGUGGUUUUUACUAAAACAAGCAGAACCUGACUGCAGUCAACUGAUUGCACUUAUAAAACACCAGAUUGGUGAAAAGGUGUGGUUUGGUUUUGUUGGAGUGAAAUCCUGCACCAACUGCGGCCCUAUGUGGAAUAGUUUGGAGACCACUGGUUUAAGAUGACACUCACCACGCUAAAUGCUAAUGCUAGCGAGAACACGAAUGCUAUGCUAACACUCAGAGCAACCUAGCAUCACGUUUGCAAUGGCGUUACAACCCCCUUCCCAUCAUCCCCUCUCCCGCUUUGCUCUCUCCAUGUCUCUCAGACAUCUCUAGUCAUUCAACCAAAUUGUAGUAACGCAUGCCUUCACAUCAUCAGUAACGGUAACGGCGUUGCAAAGAUGGUUAAAGUAAUGAAUUCGAUUUCUCACUACUGACAAAUAUAAUGCUGUUAGCAACGCUGUUAUACUCUUAACGCUGUUAUUAACAACACUGUUCGGUAUACACCACAUGCCAGUGACGCCCUCAUUACCAGACACGCCGCAGUCUUGCAAGCCUCAAAGUGACUUUCCUCCAGAUUUCCCCACACAAAUCAGUCACGUAAACACAGAAUUAUUUCACAUUUUGCGUUUUUGCUUCAGACUGUUGUAAUGAAAAUGUGGCCUAAGAGGUACACUGCUGGCCAAACAUAUUGGCACCCCUGCAAUUCUGUCAGAUAAUGCUCAGUUUCUCCCACAAAAUGAUUGCAGUUAAUGCGUUGGUAGAAAUAUUUUCAUUGAUUUUGUUUGCAAUGAAAAAACACAAUGAAUUUUUUUUAAAAAUCAUUAUCAGAGCUCUCCAAAGGUGUUCUAUCGGAUUCAGGUCUUUAAUCAUUGCUGGCCACUUUAGAAGUCUCGAGUGCUUUUUCUCAAACCAUUUUCUAGUGCUUUUUGAAGUGUGUUUUGGGUCAUUGUCCUGCUGAAUGACCUCUGAGGGAGACCCAGCUUUCUCACACUGGGCCCUACAUUAUGCUGCAAAAUUUGUUGGUAGUCUUCAGACUUCAUAAUGCCAUGCACACAGUCAAGUAGUCCAGUGCGAGAGCAAGCAAAGCAACCCCAAAACAUCAGGGAACCUCCGCCAUGUUUGACUGCGGGGACCAUGUUCUUUUCUUUGAAGGCCUUGUUUUUUUUCCCCUGUAAACUCUAUGUUGACGCCUUUUCCUGGUCUCAUCUGACCAGAGAACAUUCUUCCAAAACGUUUUUGGCUUUCUCAGGUAGGUUUUGGCAAACUCCAGCCCAACUUUUUUAUGUCUCUGGGUCAGAAGUGGGGUCUUCCUGGGUAUCCUACCAUCGAGACACUUUUCAUUCAGAUGCCCACAGAUAGUAUGGGUUGACACUGUUGUACCAUAGUCGAGGUUCUUUAUUCACCAGCCACACAAUCUUUCGUUGAAAUCUCUCGUCAAUUUUUCUUUUCCGUCCACAUAUACAGUAGGGAGGUUAGCCACAGUGCCAUGGGCUUUACACUUAUUAAUGACACUGCGCACGAUAGACACAGGAACAUUCAGGUCUUUGGAGAUAGACUUGUAGCCUUCAGAUUGCCCAUUCUUCCUCACAACUUUGUUGUUCUUUUCUCCAGGACACUGGAAGGAGGUUGUGUCAACUUUAAUCCAUUUUAACUGGUUGCAAGUGUGAUUUAGUUAUUGCCAAGUCAUAGAUGCUGUUAAUUACACAAAUUAGAAAAGCAUCACAUGAUUGCAAGCAAAAUCAAGGAAGAUGUUACUACCAAUGCAUUUGUAAUUGCAAUCAUGUAGAACUACAAGGGUGCCAAUACUUUUGCAGCAGCAGUGUAGAUGAAGCACUGACAACAAACUAGCUAGCGCAUGCCCCGACGAUACAGCUGCAAAACUAACAUUCUCAUGAUGCUGGUCAUUCUGUGCACCAGCCGAAAUAUCAAAAUGCAGACUUGGAUCUACACUCAACGCUUUUUGGAAUGGAUUCGUUCUGCUGAGAUGCAUAUGAUCUGUGUCUUUAGCAAAACAGCAUUUCCAUUUCAGAAUUGGAAUCACCUUUAUUGGCAAAGUAUGUUAGAAACUUUUUCCAAGUUACUUGAUUGAAAUGUUCCUUCUAUGUUGUGUAAUGCUGUUCCUUUUGAGAUUCUUGUUACUGUAAGCCAAUAAGGUAGACCCACCUGUUUACCAAGAUUGAAAUGAGAUGAUGUUUAAACAGUGCCUGAAGCUAAAGCAGGCACGAACUAGCCUGGCCUAGCCUGUUAGCAGCACAGCUACAGACCUUAGUUUCAUGUCCCCAUUUGGACACAGAAGGAGCAUUCAUGUUCUCGUGACCAUAUUUGCCAAAAUAGUUGUUACCUUGACACCUACGGACAAACAAACAAGCUAUUUUGGAGGAAAAUGUCAUUGAAUCUUGAUGCGCGUAGCUAAAAAUGAAACCCGGUGUCUUUACCUGUUUUAAAUGUUCAGAUUUUUGUUUUACAGCAAAUUGAAGGUGUAAUGGUUGUAUAUUUAUAGUGCCAUGUGUAUUAUUUUAGAAAAUAAAUUAUAAUUCUAUUUUCUGCACAGAGCAUGUUAGCAAGAGUGCUAAGGGUGUACUCUCAAUGCUGUAAAAUAUGGACUGUCGAAGAUGAUGAAAUUAAAAUCAGUUUUUUUCUUGUU